Messenger RNA from Prosopis cineraria, 1279 nucleotides. RefSeq names its product zinc finger protein 8-like. NCBI's taxonomy places the organism in Eukaryota, Viridiplantae, Streptophyta, Magnoliopsida, Fabales, Fabaceae. Gene Ontology annotation, biological process: trichome differentiation; response to gibberellin; trichome morphogenesis. The record is from RefSeq and is a predicted model, not a curated record. Gene Ontology annotation, molecular function: DNA-binding transcription factor activity.
GAUGAGGGGAUGGUGGGGUGGCGAUGACUAAGAGUCGAAGUAUUUGUGGGGUUGUCAGGGCUUUCACUGAGAUGGAUGAGCCCUCAGCCCUCCCAGUUGUCCAUUUGAUCUGAGUACCCUCUGCUCUGCUUCCCUGUGUCCCACCCACCCCCUCCUUCCCUCUAAUACUCUCUCUCUCUCUUUGCCCCUCCUCCUUCUUCCUCUGAUCCUCCUCCUCCUCUUCUCCCCAAUUCUCACAUCAUUUCCCCAAAACUCCCACCCCCUCUUCCUCGCUCAUUCACACACACACACACACACACAAGCCUCGCUCCCUCAUGGACAAGUCAGACAGAGAGACUCAUGACUUCAUGAACGUCCAGUCCUUCUCCCAGCUCCCCUUCAUCCGCCCUCCUCCUCUCAAAGAGAAGCCCCUCAAGCUUUUCGGCAUUGAAUUCCCCAACUCCGACUCUUCUUCUUCCCCCGAUGAUGCCCCUUCCACCACCGCCCCCAAUAACGCCUUCGACCUCGAUUCCAAGGACUCCGCCGCCCCCGACAACAACUCCGACACCACCCGCCGAUUUGAAUGCCAUUACUGUUGUCGAAACUUCCCCACUUCUCAAGCCCUGGGUGGCCACCAGAACGCCCAUAAACGAGAGCGUCAGCACGCCAAGCGAACCCACCUUCAGUCUGCCAUGGUGCACAAUAGCCUCUCGGUCGACGCCGCCGCCGCCGCCCAUGCCUACGGCCUCGUCAACUACCGCCUCGGCUCUGCUCCCUAUCCCUCCUCUGCCGCUGGAAGGUUCUUUGGAACCCACGGCGCUAGCUCCUAUCCUCACCUGCAGCCCAUCAACGGUAGCCCCUUGGCCUUGUGGCGGAUCCCCGCCGUCCACAAUAACCCCGCUGCUUUCAACCGUGACCAGUCGUUGCACUCGCAGCAUCCGUUGCCCUUGCUUGCCGGCGACGAAAUUAACGUCGGGGCUCCUCAAGUCGUUGGUUCCGCUUCGCAGAAUCGCCUCGUUUAUGACUCUAAACCCGGCGUUCACGACCAUGUGAGUUUGGAUCUUCAUCUGUAACGAUGAAUAACUUUAUAUCUCCUCCCCACGAAUAACUUUUGGGGCUUCUCUAUAUGAAUUAUGUGGAAAUUUUUUCUUUCUUUUGUUGAAAUCCUAUGACUUGAUCCCAUGUACGAUAAGGCCCAUAUAUCACUUCGGUUCUUAUUCUCCUCGAAAUUAACAGUGAUCAAUUAUGAUGAGACGAUGAUUUGAUAUGUAAACGAAGUUUCCAUAUUUUAUUCAUGACA